AAGAUCUUACAAAAUAAUGAAUUACAAUAACACAAACCUAAAAGUAACAAGCAAAUUCAGAAAAUCAUAUUUAAACUUUAUAAUUACUAAAAGAAAAAUACUUAUACAAAAAGAGCCAUGUCACAUAAAAUAAACGGUUCCAAAUGAAAUAAUACAAAACUACGAGUACCAUUUCACAAUAAAACAGAAUCCCGAGGGCACAUAAAAAAAAAUUAUUUUCUCGGACAAAAUGCUAUUUAAAUAGGGGGGGUGGCACCCCCAUAAUAUAAUAUUUCGCAGUAAAAAACUUUUAGAGCAACGCUAUAUUUCCUCUGUAAAACUCUCUCUCUCUACGGCCCCGCGUUUGGCUGUCUUUUGUGUACUAAUAAUCUAGCUGCCUUUCUCUCUCUCUCUCUCUCUUCUUUCUCUCUCUAAAACAACAUAUUAAUAAAAAAAGAAUAAUGUAUGCGCAAGGUAAUGUCAGUAAAAAACUUUUGCUAACGAUAGCGAAGGAAAUAGAAGAAACAAGAAGAACAAGUACUGUAAUGAAAACCAACGACGAAGAAAAACUCAAAGGAAAAUUACAUGAGACCCAGUACUGUACUUCUGAUUCUGAUUCUGAUUUUUGUCCUGAAGACCCCACAACUUCUUCAUCCCAGGAAAGGAACAAGAGAAAGAGGAAGGAGAGGACUAAAAUGCAAUUUGAAAGCACAAGCAUGGGUGUUUCUGCAAAGUCUGAAAGACUCAAAUCUGACAAAGAAGUGUGCUCGGAUAACUCCAAGAAACCACAAAGUGAGCGUAAACGAACUCGUGAUUGUGACAUAUACGAGGACGAAGAAGCUAAGCGCUCCGUCAUGCAACGAGCAGCUGAAUUGCUAGCUCGUUUGGCAAAGGAGUAUAACCUUCCCUCCUUCGUUAAGUGUAUGCUCCCAUCAAAUGUUUCCCAAGGGUUUUGGCUGCAUCUACCGAAGAAAUUCUGCACGGUUAAUCUGCCGAAUGAAGAUACGCCGGUUGUACUUGUGGAUGAAUUAGGGAGGGAGCACACAACGUCGUAUCUCUUGGGGAGGAAUGGAUUGAGUGCCGGAUGGAGGGCUUUCUCUAUGAAACACAAAUUACUUAAAGGAGAUUUACUCAUUUUCCUUUUGACCGAGCCUUGCAAAUUUAAGGUGCACAUUGUGAGAGUAAAUGACAUAGAAGUCUUAUUUGCUGCACUUUGCCUCAUGGAUUUGCGUUUUUCUUGUGAAGGGAAUGAUUCCGAUUCGGAGAAGAAAGAUAAGCGGAAGCGAAGGAGAAGAAAUUACGUGGACCCUGCUCUGUUCGAAAUGCUUAUGCCUUCGGAGAAGGUCGAAGAAAGAGACGUACCAAAGUCUUCGAGUAGUAAUAGUGAUGGUUUUAGCUCCGAAGUGAUUGAAGGCUCCGAAAGUACGGACUAACGAGCUGAAAAACAGAGGAACACAUUCUUGUGGGGUGUUUCGUGUAUGUAGGAGAAAAUGUGAAGAGCUUCUUUUCUUUCGCGGGGUAAUGAAAUUACAAUUAGCACAACCGCUGAUCCCGACGGUUGUCUGAAUGUGAAUUCCUCUGCCCUGGACCAAGCAAAAGGGAUUCAAGCGAAUUCGUUUGAACAGUUCCCUAGUUUUUUGAAACAGUUGCUUAAAUCGCAUCUGUCUGGAAAAUUUUAUUUGGGUUUACCAAAGAAAUUUUGUGAUGCACAUUUGCCAAACCAUGAUGGAAGUAUUAUAUUGGUUGACGAAAACGAUCAAGAAUACAAUACAAAGUACUCUGUUCGAAAAAAUAGACUGAGUGGUGGUUGGAGGGGUUUCUCCAUUGAACACAAAUUGCUAGAGGGCGACGCGUUUAGUAUUCCAUCUGAUCGAGCCUUGCAAGUUUAGGGUAUACAUUGUGAGAGCAGGCAAAAUAACAGAAAACGAAGGGGCAAUCGGCCUUCAGACUUAUGAUUUUCAGAACAUUAAGCCAAUUAGUGCCGUGUAAAAAUGUUUGACCAGUGAAAAUGGAAGACCAAAUGGAAGAAAAUGCAUGUACUGGGAAAACAGCAAGGCAGGUGUACCUAAACUCUCUUGAAGUAGUAGAUAGCCAUCACGAAGCAAAAAAGGCAAGAUUAACACCCGACAGUGAAAUUCACAUGCAUCACUCAGUCACUCUGCCAAUAGCAUCGAUCAGUUUAAAGAUAUAAGUGGUUUUGAGGAUUUCAAGAUCCAAUUGGGUGGCCUAAUUCUCGACUCGGAGAUGCCUAAAAAUAUCAUAGCAAAAUAUUACAACCUCUGCUGCAGUCAAAGAAUGUUUCUGCACGACCACCUUAUAAAUGGUCUCAGCACCAAGUUAGCCGUUGUAAUGAUUUCCGAAACUACCAAUAUAUCCGAGGCUGUGAGAUCUGCUGACGUGUCGACUUCUCUUCAUCAUUUGGAAUGCUGGGAGAAGACUUUGAAAGCUUUCGAGGAUUUAGGAAUGGCCGUUGGAUUUAUACGCAAUAGGCUGCAUAAAUUACUGGAAAUUUUGCGCGAAGCACAAUCGAAUAACGAGUCGAAGAUGACAAUGAGAGCGCAAGCUGAUCACGUGAGCGGUAAUCUUGAGACUACUUUGAAUGUCGAAGCACUUAUAGGAAGUCUAGAGGCCGAAAUCGAGACUCUCAGAUGGAAAAACGAGAAGUUCGAGUUUGAAUUCCGUGAGCUUGCUCGAGCUCCAUGGUAGAAAAGAAUGUUACAUUAUGCAAAAGCGGAUACAGAUAACCUUGAUUUACGAGCAUAACUCGUGUUUUUUUAGUGGUGGUUUAUUAUUAUUAUUAUUAUUAUUACUUUUUUGGGUAGAAGUUUAUUUAAAACAGCUAAUGUACAGAAGAACUGUAGAGUAAUUUUUUAUUUAUUUUUAGGGUCUUUCUAGGGUGAGACCAUAUGUGUUCUAAAUUUAUAUGAGAUAUGCAUUAAUCA
This is a messenger RNA of Erythranthe guttata (spotted monkey flower), 2921 nucleotides long. NCBI's taxonomy places the organism in Eukaryota, Viridiplantae, Streptophyta, Magnoliopsida, Lamiales, Phrymaceae. The record is from RefSeq and is a predicted model, not a curated record.